AUGUGGAAAAAGCUUUUGAAACUGAGGGAUGUCGCGGCUACUUUCUUCAAGAUUGACUUAAAGGAUGGAGCUAGCACUUACUUCUGGACUGAUAUAUGGUGUGAUUUUCAACCAUUGAUACAUGUUUCAGGAGAAGUGGGUACUCAAAUGUUGGGAAUUUUUCGGACAACUAAAGUAGUUGAUGCUACAGAUUCUCAGGGUUGGAAGUUUCGGAGCUGUCGUGGUCGAGUUAUGCAAGAGAUAAUCAAGAAAAUUAAAUGUGUUCCCCCUCCCAGACCAGAGGCUAGCAGGGAUCGUCCUCUCUGGAAGCAAAGUCAGGGACAAUAUGAAGAGAACAUUGUCUGGUUUCCUCAUGCUCUUCCUCGCCAGUCGUUCAUCACUUGGCUAGCUUGUAAGAAUAGGCUGGAUAUGGGAGAUAAAAUGAGACAAUGGGGUCAAACGCAGAUUUGUCUGUUGUGUGGAGAGCCGGAUGAGACUCGCCAUCAUCUCUGCUUUGUUUGCCCUUUCAUCUAUACCGUUUGGACAACAUUGAUGAAUUUGUUCCUGUUAGGCCGCAUAAAUCCCGACAGGACCAGGACAGUCUCAAGUAUCAAGAGUAACAUACUCUCUAAGUUGGACGCACAGCUAGUAAAGAUGGCUUUCCAAACCUCAAUUUAUGGGAUAUGGCGUAAAAGAAACGGACGUCGUCAUCUCCAUCCUCCACACUCUGCGCUGUACAUUGCUCGGACUGUUCAUCGCGAAAUGCAGAACCGACUUAUUGCACUGCAGGUUGAAAGUGGAGAUGAGGUUACAAAUGAAGAAUUGAGCAGAUGGAACACCAAGACAGUGCUGCCUUAA
Molecule: messenger RNA, 837 nt
Organism: Brassica oleracea var. oleracea
Lineage: Eukaryota; Viridiplantae; Streptophyta; Magnoliopsida; Brassicales; Brassicaceae
Exons: 2
Coding region: 1-837 (278 amino acids)
Source: RefSeq, a predicted model, not a curated record